AUGGCAUCCGCCGCCCUCCUCCGCUCGUCCUCCCUCACGGCCUGCCCUGUAAACGUCUUUCCCCUCACGCAAGCCCCCGCGUCGACUCGCCAUGUCUCGCUGGGGGUGGCCGCGGGAACGACGAGACGCAACACUCGGCGAGACCUGCGCGUGCGCGCGGAGCAAGGAAGGCGGGCGGGGGAGACAGAGCAGCGCAGCGCAGCGGGGGAGGAGGAGUCGCGGAAUGAGCUCCGCCCCAUGUCCGUUGCGCCCAUGCCCGUCGCCGCCCUUGCCGCUGGUAGGCGCGUGCUGGUAGGUGGAAGGGGGGGGGUUGCUGCUGGUAGCGGGAAAGGGGGAGGGGAGGGGCUUGCUGCGGCAAUCGUUCCUCACUCACUCACUCACUCAUCCGCCGCUCCCCUUGGCCACCUCUAUCCCUUCCCGACCAUCCCCCCAGCUCCCAACUCUCCUGCCCACUCCCACCUGCUUGCCUUCCCUUUCCCCCCAUCCCUUUCCUCCUUUGAUUCUCUCCCCUUUUCCUGUUUUCCUGUUUCCACCUUUCCUCACCCCUUUUUCCUUCUCGUCCCCCCCUUUCGCUCCUCGCCCCCCUCCCCUUCUUUUCACUUCCAAAUUUCCCCUCUCCCCCACUCUCCCACCCGCCAAUCGCCCAGUCGAUGCCUUGAGAGAGCCGUUGAAACCUCAAACCCCCCCACUCUCCCCCUCCCUUCUUUCCGCCUCCCUGCUUCCCCCCCUCCCACUCUCCCCCUCCCUUCUUUCCGCCUCCCUGCUUCCCCUUCUCCCCACUCUCCCCCUCCCUUUUUUCCGCCUCCCUGCUUCCCCUCCCCCCCACUCUCCCCCUCCCUUCUUUCCGCCUCCCUGCUUCCCCUCCCCCCCACUCUCCCCGUCCUUUUUACCGCCUCCCCCCUUUCCUCCUUCCCCCCACCCGCCAAUCGCCCAGCUUAUGCGCUGAGGGAGCUGUUGCAGCCGUAUGGGGAGUUGGUGUUUUGA
Molecule: messenger RNA, 984 nt
Organism: Closterium sp. Naga37s-1
Lineage: Eukaryota; Viridiplantae; Streptophyta; Zygnematophyceae; Desmidiales; Closteriaceae
Source: the annotation of a GenBank genome assembly